Radiomyces spectabilis is the source of this 1329-nucleotide messenger RNA. RefSeq names its product peptidase M24, structural domain-containing protein. The record is from RefSeq and is a predicted model, not a curated record. Bases 48 to 1202 code for a protein of 384 amino acids. The transcript has 4 exons. Lineage: Eukaryota; Fungi; Mucoromycota; Mucoromycetes; Mucorales; Radiomycetaceae.
CCCAGUCAAGACUCCUCUCUUUUUCUUCGCCCCACACUUACAGAACCAUGGCAGACAAAGCUCCCGAAGUCGACAACACCACCAUUGCGAACCCUGAGGUGAUUACCAAGUACAAGGACGCUGCCGAAAUCGCCAACACCGUCCUCGCCAAGGUCAUCAAGCUCUGCGUUGUCGAUGCCAAGAUCAUGGAUAUCUGCGUUGAAGGUGACAAGCUCAUCAACGAAGCCACCAGCCGUAUCUACAACAAGGGCAAGCUCUCCAAGGGUGUUGGUUUCCCUACCUCCAUCUCUGUCAACAACUGUGUUGCUCACUUCUCGCCUCUUCCCAGCGACCCCGAAGCCGCUCAGACCCUCAAGGAAGGCGAUGUUGCCAAGAUUCAAUUGGAUGCUCAGAUCGAUGGUUACUGUUCGACCGUCGCCCACACUGUGAUUGUGGGUGCUUCCGCUGACAAGCCUGCUACUGGCGUCAAGGCCGAUGUUGUGCAAGCUGCUCAUGAAGCUUUGGAAGCUGCCGUUCGUUUGAUCCGUCCCGGUAACAAGAACAUGGAAGUCACCAAGGUCGUUGACCAAAUCACCGAAGCUUACGGUACCAAGGCCGUCGAAGGCAUGCUUUCUCAUCAACAGUUGAAGAACGUCACUGACGGCAAGAAGCAAAUCAUCUUGAACCCCAGCGAAGCCCAUCUCCGCGAUUUCGCCCGUAUUGAAUUUGCUGAAAACGAAGUCUACUGUGUCGACAUUCUUGUCUCCUCCGGUGAAGGCAAGGUCCGUCAGUUGAACUCGCGUACCACCAUCUACAAGAAGACCGAUAUCCGUUAUCAGCUCAAGUUGGCCGCUUCCCGUCAAGUGUUGUCCGAUAUCCAGGCCAAGGCCGGUAGCUUCCCCUUCUCUCUUCGUGACCUUCCCGAUGAACGCAAAGCUCGCAUGGGUAUUGUCGAAUGUGCCAAGCACCAAACCGUGCUGCCCUACGAUAUCAUGUUUGAACGUGAAGGUGCCGUUGUCGCUCAAUUCUUGACCACUUUGUUGGUCACCAAGAACGGUAACAUCAUGGUCACCAACCCCAGCUUCGACCAAUCCCUUGUCAAGUCCGACAAAUCCAUCAAGGAUGAAGAGAUCAGCAAACUGUUGGCCUCGCCUUUCCCUGCUGUCCCCAAGAAGAACAAGAAGAAGAAAGCCGCUGCCCCCGCCGAAGCUGCCAAGCAAUAAACAAUUUUAAAGGAAAAAAAAAAAAGAAAAUUUGGCGCAUGUAUUGAACAGUCUCAAGUAAUAAAAACAAAACCUUCCAGCAUAAUUUACUGUAUGAAUAGUAAAAAUACGCUGGAUUUUGUACAAA